Molecule: messenger RNA, 459 nt
Organism: Pestalotiopsis fici W106-1
Lineage: Eukaryota; Fungi; Ascomycota; Sordariomycetes; Amphisphaeriales; Sporocadaceae
Exons: 2
Coding region: 1-459 (152 amino acids)
Biological process (GO): mycotoxin biosynthetic process
Source: RefSeq, a predicted model, not a curated record
AUGGACGUAAACAUUGAUUCUGUGAGCAUGUUCAAGGGAUUCCCAAGCGUCGAGGUCGAUGAGGCAUGGAACAAUGUGCUUCAAUAUCGUGCACUAGCAGUCUUUCCUGACGAAUUGACAGACCAGGAAUCCAUCGCCAUAGAAGACGGUACUGGUCGUGUUCUUGUCACCCUUGGUGUCUUUGAUGGCCUGUAUUGCUUGGAUGUGAUGCGAAGAUUUUCCUUUCGCGAAUUUUAUCCGGAUGAAUCGCAAAUCUCUCCCCUGGAAAUGAUGGAUUGCGUCGAUACCGUCCGCCAGUACAUCAUGUGCUAUGGAGACAUCUCUCUCACCACCUACGACUGGAAGCGAGAUCAUCUAUUGCCAUGGCCAAACUUUCGUGUCGAUCAUGAGUGUCGGGAUUGGGAUGGCAUCCUCAAGUGGGCAAUUGCCCAUCGCGCUUCUCGAGAGAUGCUGGCCUGA